Molecule: messenger RNA, 810 nt
Organism: Microdochium trichocladiopsis
Lineage: Eukaryota; Fungi; Ascomycota; Sordariomycetes; Xylariales; Microdochiaceae
Exons: 2
Coding region: 1-810 (269 amino acids)
Source: RefSeq, a predicted model, not a curated record
AUGUUGGAGGCUGUCGAAAUGCUGGGUGGAGUGCACUCCAUAGAUAAGCCAGCCGGGGUGGAGGCACGUACGAGCUUGUCUGGAGAUCAGUGGCUCUCAGCCCCACGCCGCGGCUGGGCCGAGCAGCAACAACCCAUUGUCGCUCGUGGGGGAGAAUUGCAGUGGCAGCAUACAAGCCUCAACAAAGACACCGAGGUCAUUGAUUGCCGCGUGUUCUCCGCUGCACCCUCGAGCGACAUGACUCGAUCGACGGGACGCACCGCCCUCGCGAUACGCCACAGGGACCUCCACAAAACCCCCGGAGCAGCAGGCCAGCUCUGGUACCUGCCAUUUCGUGCGCGUCUGCAGUUACGAUUCUUGCGCGCAAGAAUAGUCGAGCAGCACCCCGGCGCCCAGAAGUCCCCUGCAGCGUCCGAGGUGCUGCAGACACGGGGAAAUUGGACGCUCCUCCAAACGCUGCUUGGCGCACGGCCUCAGUCGUCUCGCCGCGACCAACACCAGCAUCUGGCCGCCAAACGCAACAAAAGACGUUGUAAUCGCUUGGUGCCAUUCUUGCGUGAUACGGACCCAGCAUCCGUCUUGAUUCUGGGAGGUCGUACAGCCACGAGUCGCCCAAUGGCCGGCGUUGUGCGAGCGAGCGAACACAGAGCCAUGUUCCGCGCCUUCGCCAGUCCAUCACCUGGAAUCAGAGACAUCGGCGUCAAGCUUUCGCCCUCGAGCUUGUCGACGCAGCACAAGGCCUGGGCAGGUGCUUAUCCGUUAUUGGCUGCCAAGCGCCAACGCUCGGCGGGUCAAGAAAUACGCCCGUAA